Molecule: messenger RNA, 690 nt
Organism: Neospora caninum
Lineage: Eukaryota; Apicomplexa; Conoidasida; Eucoccidiorida; Sarcocystidae
Exons: 5
Coding region: 1-690 (229 amino acids)
Source: RefSeq, a predicted model, not a curated record
AUGAGGAUACACAACCAGUCACCCCCCCUCACGUACGAGAGCGGCCCCUUGGCUUGGUGGCAAUGGCCUCUUGGUCUUCUCGAUACUGUUCUUAGUGGAUCUGAAUCGCCUUCGGGCAUAAUGUCGAGGAAAGGAAGCAGCUUUAUCGAACAGCUGUUGGCGACUACCCUAUGCGCGGCGCUACUUUUCCUUCUCCUGAGGAAACUGCUAAUUGAUUACAAAGUUGAAUUAAUGUGGCAGCGGUUCGUGGAGGAUCUGACGGAUGCGCUUUCGGCAGACGAGCUAGAGAUCUCUAACAUUCAGCACCUGAUUCGUUCAGAGCUUUCUUCCCCGGAACUUAGCGGCAGGCUCCGCUCUCGUCAUGGGUGUGAGCUAUUUCGAACACUGAGGCUGCGACAAGACAAAAUCUUGACCCAGGAUUUCAAUGCUGUUGCCUCGGAGGUCGCCGCACUCGGCGUGCCUGUAGAUCUGGCAGUUUUAGGGGCUGAGACAAAAAGGCCGCGAACCAGGAGGCCAGAUAUUGCAAGAGGAUCAUCAAACAUUUGUGGCUGGGCCCGAAUGGGUACAGUGGCCAGGACGUUGUUGUUGCACGUCACGAGUGUCUGCCGUCUGUUUAUGUACACCGUUCAAGAAGCUUCAGAUAUGAUUUUCAACGAUCCUGCGUCGAGUCUUGUGGUACUUUGUAUUUGA